AUGACGAAUACAGAAGAAUUAAUUGUAUAUGCAAAUAGUCGAAAUGGACUUGGUAUUAGAAUUUUAGGAUUUAAACGAGCAACAAAUAAAUCAGGUAUCUAUAUUAAAGAAUUACUUGAUAAUGGAUUAGCACAAAAAGAUGGACGAUUAAAAAUUGGUGAUCAAAUUCUUUCAAUAAAUGAUGAAUCAUCAAUUGGUAUUAGUCGCGAGCAUGCCGUUAAUUUACUUCGUUCAGCCGCUGCAACAAAUCAAGUACGAUUUCGUGUUAAACAUUUUUUCCCGCAAUUAUCAUCAGUUGAAUAUCAAAAAUUAUUACAUGAUGAUAAAUCUACUGAUGAUGAUGACGAUAAUCAUCGUGCUCAUAAUACUAGCCAAAAUAAAAAUAAUAAUAAUAAUCCCACAUUAAAUGAAAGUCGAACGAAAAAAUCAUCUCGGCGACAUCAUCGACAACAACAACAUAAUCAUGAUCAAUCAGAUCGAUAUAGUACUUAUAAUGUAGCAUAUGAAAAUAAUAAACGUGAACAACAAGAAAGCAAUAAACAAAUGAAUAUAUCAAAUGAUGCUCUUCAAGCAUUACUGAAUUCAAGAUUUAAAUUAAUUGAUCUUGUUGAUUUACUUAAAAAAAUUUAUCCAAAAUUAUUUUCUAAUAAUCAAAAAAGAGAAUUACAAUUUAUAGAACAAUUAUCGGAGACCAAUACUGAUGGUCGAAUAACAUUAAAAGAUUUUGAACGUCAAUCAAGUGUUCUUCUCGGAGAACGUAUAAAUCUUCUUAUCCCAUUUUUUUCCUCAUCUGCUCAGUCUUCUAAUCCUACAAAUGAUACUGAACUUAUACUUGAACUUCGACGUGAAAUCUCAUCAUGUCGUACUACAAUCGAUGACCUUCAAACCAAAAUAAUAACUUGUGAAAAAUCUCAACGUUUAUCAAAUGAAGUUGAAUUUGAAUAUGAAGAUUUACUUAAAUUUUUAUAUGAACAAUUACAUCAAUAUAAACUAAAUGAAGUAAAUCAUGUAAAGCAAAUUCGAGCAAAUGAUCAAUUAAUACAAAAAUUAUUUCAUUAUUUAUCUAUUUAUGUUAAUCAACCAAAGGAUGAACAUAUAUUAGCUCAACUUAAAUAUGAAUAUGAACAGCAACAAAAAUUAAAUGAGAACAGUCAUAAUACUUCAUUUGUACCAAAUAAUAAAUAUCAUGAACGUUUUUAA
Messenger RNA from Adineta steineri, 1200 nucleotides. The record is from the annotation of a GenBank genome assembly. Lineage: Eukaryota; Metazoa; Rotifera; Eurotatoria; Adinetida; Adinetidae.